Messenger RNA from Zootoca vivipara (common lizard), 7494 nucleotides. The record is from RefSeq and is a predicted model, not a curated record. Lineage: Eukaryota; Metazoa; Chordata; Lepidosauria; Squamata; Lacertidae.
CCUAUUGCAAAAGGUGCCUCUCCGCCUCCCCCCCCCCAACAACCCGCCUUUCCCUUCCCUUAUUGCUGCUGCCGCCGCCGCCGCCAAUGUUGGUGGUGCUGCCGCCGCCGCUGCUGGUGGUGCGGAGAAGGAGGUGGACGUGCUAGGCCGGAGCGCCCUGCCCACUGCCGUCGUCCCUGUGUCCCCUUCCUCCUGCCGGGGGCCUUGCGCUGAGCUGGGGCCCGGCGGGGAGGGGGCAUGGCUGCUUCGCCUGGGGCCCGGCAGGCCGCCUGGGGGGCAGGCACGGGCAAUCGGGGAAGGGGGACCCGGUGGUGAGGGGACUCCUCUUCCUGCCUGCCUGCCUGUGCGUGGGGAAUCGCAGCUAAAGAAUUCCUGACCAAUGGCCAUUCAACCUCUGCUUUAAAAUCUGCAUUGAAUGAGAGCCCACCACUUUCCAAGGUAGUCUGUGCUGCUGCUGCCUUACUGGUAGGUAAGAAGAGGCAGGAAAAGAGGGGUAUGCUUUGGUGCCUGUGUGAUGUAACGGCCGUGACAGACCUAGAAUGUGGGCUUGAUCUAAAGCAGGCAUCCCCAAACUUCGGCCUGCCAGAUGUUUUCGACUACAAUUCCCAUCAUCCCUGACCACUGGUCCUGUUAGCUAGGGAUCAUGGGAGUUGUAGGCCAAAACAUCUGGAGGGCCGCAGUUUUGGGAUGCCUGAUCUAAAGCAUUUCCCCCCCAAACUUGUGACUCUGGCUGUUUUUGGACUACAACUCCCAUCAUCCCUAGCUAGCAGGACCAGUGCCCAGGGAUGAUGGGAAUUGUAGUCCACAAAACAGAGUUGAGAAACUGAUCUAAAAUGACAACUCUUGUAGUUUGGACAAGCUGGCCCACAAAGUACCGUUGUCUUGACUGUCUUCAGAAACAAUUUCAGAUGGGCUGAAUCUUCACCAGGUGCAUGAAAAAAUGUGUGUGUGUUGGAAUGUGCCCCCACCACCACUAACUCAGUUGUUUUGCCAGGUAUGAUUUCAAGUGGAUCUCACUCCCAGAGCCUGUUUCCAGAAUAUGGGAGGGAGAUCGUGAAUGACAGUGUUUGUAGUAUGGAAAACAAGAUUAGUAGGAAUUUGCUGGGGGUGUUUCACAGAAAUUGGUAAAAUCUAAUUAAUGAAGAGUAUAUUCCUUGAGAGUUGCUUGAUCACGCUGUACUAGGUAGGUAAUGACCGUUGAACCAUUAAACAAUACAAUAAAGAAACAACAAUAAAAUUUCUUAAUUAUCCAUCACUUUCCUUUACAUUGUAAUGGGUCUUCCUCAUGUCCCCCCUAUCUGUGCUUCACUAAAAAUUAUCCUUAGCAAUUUCUAUUUCAUAAUUUCAAAUAUAUUCUAAUCUAAUUCAUAUCAUAUAUCUUUUUUACAUGUUUAUAACCGUUAUACCUAAACAACAACACCAGAUUCACCCACAUCUAAAGAUUGGCAGAAAUCAGUCUUGGCAGGGCUCCUGAGGAACUGAAUUCUAGCAUCUGCAGGGCCACAACUAAAAAGGCCCUGUCUCUAGUGCCUACCAAUGACACCUUCACCAAUGAACAGGACAAAGGCCAAUAGUUUUUCUUUGUUUUUAAGCCAAGAGAGAAGGCUGUUUUUCCUGUGACCUAGUGUUAAGAUACUUCCAUAUCUUAACCUUCCCUAUGACUUUCCAGUUUCUCUGCUCUUUGAUCAACAUGUAUAGUAGCUUUGGAUACCUCUCUUAGUUCCACCCACUAUCCAGUCGCCUGACAAAUUCAGUUUUAGUGCAUUUAAAGUACAAUGCAAAUAAAUAUUUCAAAUGAAGCAUUUUGAAGAAGUGUUCAGUAAUUUACUGUAUCCUGCACAUUCAGGUUGCAGGCUGGAUUUUUCUUUUUGUUUUAUUAAGUGCUUCCAUGGAUGGUCAUUACCACACUAGAAGCCAGCAGGGUGAAUGUUGCUCACUAUCAUAGCAUUGCAGAGUUGGAAGGGACCCCGAAGGUCAUCUUGCAACGCAGGGAUUGUCCCCACAGCUGUCCCUGGGUGGGCUCAAACCACCAGCCUUCUGGUUAACAGCCGGAUGCACUGACCAGUUGGGCCAUAGAGACCAGGAACUGAAACAUUUUACAUAAUAUGCUUCAACUUAAGUUGCUGGGAACAGUCUCUAUUUUCUGUUCAAAAAACUUUUUUAUUCAUUUUAUAACAACACAAACAUAAACAGAAGUAUUAAGCACAAAAGGGUGCCUCUGAGCAGACCUAGAGUGCAUUGCUCUCACUGGGUGUUUUUUAAGUGCACAUUUAGCUUAUUACUAUUAUUUUAUAAAAUAUAUAUAACUAAGGGCAAAUAAUAUACCAAGGAAAAUAACAGAAAGCACUCAUAUUGUACACAACACAAAUUCCAGCAGGAAGAAAGAAAAACCAUUGCCCUUGCUGUUGAGUAAUUGCAGCCUGCCCACCACAUGUAUCAGGGAUUAGGACAUCCAGGUGAGAGAGAAUUUUGUUCUGCGGUGGGGAUUUGUGCCUGAGCCCUUCUCUACCACCAAAAUGCUUCUGGGUGUGUGUCAUGCUCCCAAAUUAUACCCUGCUUAAGGGAGUGGGGAAGAACAACAGUUUCCUAAUGUAACAGUCAUUUUGUUUAAUCAUGCGGUGGAGACACAACUUUUCAGGAUCAGAAAUGGUCAUGGGUUCUAUGUCUUAUAGCAACCUUUUUCGACCAUGGCCCACUUGCGACCUCGUUUCCUUCCUGUACCCACCCCAUGGGCGUAGCCAGGGGAGCAGGGAGGCAGCUACCCCCCAAGAAGUAAAAAUCAAUCCAAAUAUGAGGUUCUGCCCCACCCCCAAAGUCCUGGCUACACCCAUGGCCCCCCAGCCUACUGGUAGAAAGGUAGCUAUUUAAAUGUUUUGUUUGUAAAUAGAACAGGUUUUGUAAUUUAUACAGAAUACAAUUUUAUAAUUUAUACAGAAUACAAUUACAGUGGUACCUCUGGUUGCAAACGGACUCCAUUCCGGAGGCCCGUUCGCAACAUGAAAAGGCCGCAUCCUGAAGCGCCAUGUCUGUGCACGCACGUGACGCAAUUCGGUGUUUCUGCGCAUGCACAAAGCACGAUUUAGUACCCUGCGCAUGCACACGCGCCGAACCUGAAAUAACCUGUUCCGGGACUUCCAGGUUCAGCGCGUCCGUAACCUGAAAAGACGUAACCCACAGCGGACGUAACAUGAGGGGGAUCCCUUCCCAUUUCAGCCUGGCCUCUGCUAUGUUGCGUUCUCCGCAUCUUCUCCAAUAGCUUUUGCAAAUGAAAAUGGAGGAAAUGACUUUGUCGGGCCUGGAUAACAGCAAGUUGGAGGCUGUGGCUCAUGAUAUCUAUACAGACUUGAUUGAGGAUGCCUGCCUGGGCUUGUGCUUUGAGGUCCACCGGGCUGUCAAAUGUGGCUAUUUCUUUUUGGAUGACACAGAUCCUGAGAGUAUGAAGGACUUUGAAAUUGUAGAUCAGCCGGGACUGGAUAUCUUUGGCCAGGUCUACAACCAGUGGAAGAACAAGGAAUGUGUUUGCCCAAACUGCAGCCGAAGCAUUGCCGCCUCCCGCUUCGCCCCACACUUGGAGAAGUGCCUCGGCAUGGGCCGGAACAGCAGCCGCAUUGCCAAUAGGAGGAUAGCAAGCAGUAACAACAUGAACAAAUCCGAGAGUGACCAAGAAGACAACGACGAUAUAAAUGAUAAUGACUGGUCAUAUGGAUCUGAGAAGAAAGCAAAAAAGAGAAAAUCAGAUAAGAAUCCCAACUCGCCCCGACGAUCCAAGUCCCUGAAACAUAAAAAUGGGGAACUGAGUGGUAACUCGGACCCAUUUAAGUAUAACAACUCUGCUGGAAUCAACUAUGAAACACUGGGCCCUGAGGAGCUCCGUACUUUGCUCACUACGCAAUGUGGGGUGAUAUCUGAGCACACCAAGAAGAUGUGUACACGGUCUUUGCGCUGCCCCCAACACACGGAUGAACAGCGGAGGUCAGUCAGAGUCUACCUCCUGGGACCCUCUGCCUCACUUCCCGAGACGGAAGGAAGCGUGGAGAACGACAGUUUUGACGUGGCGGAAAGUCAAGCCCUCAUGAAUAGACUGCAGUGGGACGGAUCUUCAGAUAUCUCUCCUUCUGACUCGGCCUCAUCGAAAGCAAGUACAAACAACUCAGAGUCCCGGAAAACCAAAAAGAAGAAACCGCACAUGAGCCUGGUAGGAGGUGCUCCAGGAAUGAGCUCCAGCAAGAAGAAACUGAAGCCGAAGCAGCUUGCACCUCCCACCCCCAGCCUUUAUGACGACAUCAAUUGAAUAAUGCUGGGAUGAGGAUAAAGAAAACAGGGAGGAGGGGAGGUGCCCCGGAACAGGACUGUCUCCUCUCAGGCACACCUUUUUAUGAACUGUGAAGAGAGUUGGCUGCAUGUCUCCCUUUUCCUCCCAAGCCUCCAGCACACAUUGCACAGCCCUUUGUGUCCACUGGAUGUGAGAACGAAAGGACCGGACUGCUUUUGGUGCAGUGGGCACCCACCUCUUCCGGGGAAAAGCGGGUGGUGGUGUUUAGAGGCGGGGCCUUGAAGAUGAGUGACUCCGUUAGCCAGGGAGUCGCUGUUCUCCUUCCUCCCCCACCCCACCGUCCCGUUUCAACACGACUAUUUAUUGUGAUGUUAGUGGAUGUUCAAUCAUGACUAUAUAUACGGUGGCAUUGUAUCGCUUAGCAACCCUGCAGACUGACUGGGCGGCGUGGUGUGUGUCGGCCUGCAGCCUUUUCGGCCUGGUUUGCAAGAGAAUUAAAGGGUCUCUGGGGGGAAAUGGAGAAUGUCUGUUGUGCUUCAGUGCCUGCCCUUCCUUCUCGAGAGCCUCUGCUCCAAAACGGAGCCUCCUUUCCGUCGUGCGAAGGGGGCACCAGAUCGUGAAUCUGCCUGUGAGCUGCUGCGGCACCGCUCCGUUGUUCAAAAGGCUGUCUCCAUGGCUGCUGGGUCCCUCUUGCCCUCCCAAGCAGGAAUAAUGCUCUCGCUGCAGAGAGCAGUCCUCAGACGUCUGCACAACCUGAGCAAACUGGGAUGGAGGCGGAAGAGAGGUUUGGUCUUGUGUUGCUGCUGUCACUACUGCCAAACGGUGUCUGCUUCCCUGCCAAAUGGCAUUUUCAAGACUGUGUAUGAAGCAACAUGAUGAAUGGCUUUGAUGGUGUGGGCAGUCUCUCCCAGCGAUGCAUGUCAGGAAGCUGGUGCAGCUCUUUGCUUCCUAACUCCUCCUAUACUGGGCACAAAUCUACAUUUUGCCCAACUCUGGUGAGCCAAUACCAUAAGAUUUGCAAUGCUUUAUACAUGCUCCGUGUGCAGGUAUGAAUCUCCGUACAGCCCUAAAAACUGGCUGUAAAUUAGAAUAGUUGGUUGUUGCUUUUUUAAUUUUUUUUAAAAAUGGCUCUGCUGUUUAACAUCCCCCAGAUGUUAAUGAAGGUCAAGCACAGGAGGGGUAAGCUAAGCACUGCCUUCCCUCCUGUGGCCCCUGUGUGUCGAAUCUAAACAAAACCUUGCUGGAGUAUUAGAGCCAAUCUAAGUUUGCCUGGGUGGGGCAGCAGAAGAGAUGGGAGGAAGGAUGUGUACACUUAAGUGAGUACUUCCACCGCUCUCUUCCCAUCUAUAUAAACCUCCCUUCCACCACAAUCCAGGCCUGAAUUCUAUUCCUUCUGUAAGCAGGUGCAGUUUUUAAAACGCCAGAAAUCAUGGUGGUCCUAGAUGGAAACCUGAAAUUGCAAAGUUGAUUCUGGAAGGUGGAGGGUUGCUGGUUUUCAUUGUGUCUCUGUGCUUCUCUCUUCCAGAAUUUUGACAAGAUUUAGAAAAGGGCAUGUGCUGUCCAAUAAGCUUUGUGCAAGCCCACGCCCGCCACCCCCAGCUUCUAAACAUACUUAAAGGGAAUUUCUCGCGUAUUCUUCUUCCCUUUCCUCUAUUCCAGAGGAUGCAAUGUGUGUGUUGGGGGGGGGGGAGAGACUAAGAUUUUCCUCCCAUAAAUCUGUUCUGUUGCAGCUACACACAUGCCUGCUUCAGCACAGCUAUGUCUGCUGGUGGUGGUGGUUUUUCAGGACUGAGCCUGUAGAACCUUUUCCUCCAUUCUCAUAGCAGCUGAAAAAGCCAGUUGGUUUGCAGACGAAAGUCUGCCUUUGCCACGGCUAAAAUUCAUGGGCUCAGUUCUGUAAGGAGAGGCUUCUCUGAGCAAUCACUUCCUACAGUCCCGAAACAGAAAACUUUUCACUACAUGUUCAGGUGUUUGUAUGGAGGGUCUCCGAAGACCCUUAUGUCUUCCUGCUUCCUCCUUAGUUUCUCACACUUUUCCUGCCUGUGAGGGCCCAGAUUGUGUCACUGAACAGGAGUGUGCAACUGAUGAUGUUCAGCAUGUCUGGAAGUAGAGGUAGCCUACCCAGCAAGCUAACACUAUUACUGGUUUUCUCUCUCUUUCCCCACCCCCCUGCUUCUCUUCACUUUGCUUCCCUAGGCAAAAGGUACAAGGUAUGCAGGGACUGUUCAGAGGAUGAGGCAAGCUUUCGCCCCAAGAACUCCAUGUUAUUUAAAGUUAAAUAGCAUGACUUGGAGCUCUACCAGCUGAAUUGUAGUUCUUUUGUCUUGAAGAUGGACCCUGCACUACACUCUUAUGAAACUAACCUUUUAAAAAAAAGGUCACCUGUUUUCUUCUAUGGCAAUCUGCACUCCCCCAUCGUUAGAAACCAAUGCUUCAUGUUGUGCUUUAGCAAAUGUUUUUGAAAACAUGACUUGACGGCCUGUGCUAUGCAGGCAAUGAUCAGACUUGCACCUGCUUCUGACUUAACUAGUUGAACCGAAUCAUAUCUUUCCAGGGAGAAAUAGUAAGGAAGAAGAAGAGGUAGACUUUUAUUCAAACCAGGAUCAGUUGCCUUCUCUAUGUCUGACAACCAGUUGCUACCCCAUUAAAAUUAUGUACCUGUAAAACUGAAGCGGCGCAAAAGUGGCCAGACUGAGGGAAAAGGAAGACCCCUGCUCAGCCUCCAUGGUUGCAACUGAACCCUUUGGGAUAGUGUUGCAGAUAACCUGGGAAGUGUAGCAUCUGGGGAAUUUUGAACAUUAAUUGAGGGAGGGGUGGGGUGGGUGAAGACCUAGGUCUUUUUAUAUAUGGCUCUGUAUCUGCACUUGCACCCUUUAAUUUUUUUUAAGGUAGGCCUGUUUCACUUGAAGAAGAAAAAACAAACCCGUGUAUUCUAUCAUGAGUGGACUGUUGAGAGGUUUUUAAUUUGUUGAUGAUGAUGUACAAACUGCACCUAUGUGAUAUCUUUGAACAUGUGCAGAAAUAAUUGGAGUAAGUACUGUACUGUGGUCUAUGAAUUACUAUUUUUUAAAACUUGUUUUGUGUAUGUAAUCUCAGCUUGUACAGGUAGGUAGCUAGAUUUUUUUAAAAAACAAAACAACCCUGUCAAAUCUGUAUUUUUUUUUCUGCCCAUCCAUGGAUUGCGGAAUGCCUGUGUAAAUAAACUGCAACUCUGCUUGGUA